UACUUUUUGUUUUCUGUCAAAAUGUGAUUUUUAAGGUAAAUGUAGAUAUUAACCAAAUUAUACCCCUCUGUUUCCGCCAAAAUUCCCUGGAUUGUGUGUGCCUUUGCACAAUGGCGGCCCAGGGUGUCCACUCCUGCGAGUUCGAGGUGUUUGGCAAGGUGCAGGGAGUCAACUUCCGGCGGCACGCCUUGCGGAAGGCCAAGACCCUGGGUCUCCGGGGAUGGUGCAUGAACUCCGGCAGGGGCACCGUGAAGGGCUACAUCGAGGGACGCCCCGCCGAGAUGGACGUGAUGAAGGAGUGGCUCCGGACCACGGGCAGCCCGCUUUCGAUCAUCGAAAAGGUUGAGUUCAGUUCCCAGAGGGAGCGGGAUCGGUACGGCUAUACCAACUUCCACAUCAAGCCUGAUCCGAUUGAAGGUGCCCCUGAGCAUGAAGCUAUAGGCAGUAGUUCGAGUAACAACGGCAGUUAUUAGGGGAUUUAGGCGGAACAAUAAAACUAUAAGGUCUCAAAGUGA
Drosophila biarmipes is the source of this 515-nucleotide messenger RNA. Its product is annotated as acylphosphatase-1. Bases 111 to 473 code for a protein of 120 amino acids. The transcript has a single exon. Lineage: Eukaryota; Metazoa; Arthropoda; Insecta; Diptera; Drosophilidae. The record is from RefSeq and is a predicted model, not a curated record. Gene Ontology annotation, molecular function: acylphosphatase activity.